AUGGUGCUGGAGAAACAUCGCUACGAAUGUGACUGCACUCGAACCGGCUUCUAUGGGGAAAACUGCACUGUUCCGGAGUUCUGGUCCAGAGUUCGCCUCACGCUGAAACCAAAUCCUGAUGUCGCUCACUACAUCCUCACCCACUUCCACUGGUUCUGGGACUUCGUCAACAACUCUUUCUUGCGAAGUACUUUCAUGAAACUGGUGCUCACAGCCAGAACUUCCCUUAUUCCAUGCCCUCCGACCUACAACAGCAAGUAUGGAUAUCUGAACUGGGAGUCCUGCUACAACCUCACUUAUUACACCAGGAUUUUGCCUCCUGUACCGGAAGACUGUCCUUUGCCCUUGGGAACUAAAGGUAAACCUGUUCUUCCUGAUCCCAAAGUGUUGGCUGAGCGUUUCUUUAAGAGAACCAAAUUUCGUCCAGACCCUCAGGGAGCCAGUCUGAUGUUUGCUUUCAUGGCGCAGCACUUCACUCACCAGUUUUUCAGGACAGACCAUGAAGUUGGAAGGGGGUUCACCAAGGGUUUGGGACAUGGGGUAGAUGCUGGCAAUAUUUAUGGAGACAAACUCAUGCGACAGCUUCAACUCCGACUUCACAAAGACGGAAAGCUGAAAUAUCAGAUAGUAAAUGGUGAGAUGUACCCUCCUACAGUAGCUGAAGUCCCUGUGUUCAUGGCUUAUCCUGAAGACUUCUCUCCAGAGAAGCGUCUGGCCAUCGGUCAUGAGUUAUUUGGCCUCCUGCCGGGCCUCACCAUGUAUUCCACCAUAUGGUUGAGGGAGCAUAACAGAGUCUGUGACAUCCUGAAGGCAGAACAUCCCACCUGGGACGAUGAGCAGCUCUUCCAGACCACCAGACUCAUCAUCAUUGGGGAGAUAAUCCGCAUUAUUAUAGAAGAGUACGUGCAGCAGCUGAGUGGUUACCUGCUGAGCCUGAAGUUCGAUCCCACAAUGCUCUUCGAGGAACGUUUUCAGUACAGCAACCGCAUCGCUCUGGAGUUCAGCCACCUCUACCAUUGGCACUCUCUGAUGCCUGACAGCUUCCUCAUUGAUGGAGAUGAAAUCCCGCACUCCCAGUUUCUGUACAACACCUCCCUCUUCCUGCACUAUGGGGUGGAGAAACUGGUGGAUGCCUUCUCUCGACAGCCUGCAGGACAGAUCGGUGGUGGCCGUAAUUCUCAUGAAAGCCUCCUCACAGUCUCAGAAAUGGUCAUCAAAGAGUCUCGAACAACACGUGUGCAGCCCUUCAAUGAAUACAGGAAGAAGUUUAACCUCAAGCCAUACAGCUCUUUUGAGGAAUUCACUGAUGACGAGGAAAUGGCCAGAGGUUUACAGGAACUCUACGGUGACAUAGAUGCUUUGGAGUUUUACCCCGGCCUUUUACUAGAAAAAGCACGCCCUACUGGUAUCUUUGGUGAGAGUAUGGUGGAGAUGGGUGCUCCCUUCUCCCUGAAAGGCCUGCUGGCAAACCCCAUCUGCUCCCCUGAGUACUGGAAGCCCAGCACCUUUGGGGGAGAGACGGGCUUCAAUAUCGUCAAAACUGCCACUUUGAAGAAACUGGUGUGCCUCAACACCAAGUGGUGUCCAUACGUGAACUUCCAUGUUCCACGAAAUGAGGAGGAGGCAAAACCAAGGAAACCCUCCACUGAGCUUUAAAUUAUCAAUUGGCCUAAUUAGUUUUUCAAGAGUUUAUCGCCUUUCUUUGGUAGAUAAGAGUCUGUUCAAAUGCGUCCUAAAUUAUUGUUGCAUUGAAUGACUUCUGUAAUUCCUGCAUGCGUUCACCAGUGGUGGAUUGAAACAACUUUGAAGCAAAGCAUCUGAAUACUUCUUCCUACACUGGCAUUCACCUUAUACCUGUAUCUGUUCAAAUAGGAUAUUGAAUUAAAUUUACUUUCAACUGCCA
Messenger RNA from Sebastes umbrosus (honeycomb rockfish), 1903 nucleotides. RefSeq names its product prostaglandin G/H synthase 1-like. Bases 1 to 1656 code for a protein of 551 amino acids. NCBI's taxonomy places the organism in Eukaryota, Metazoa, Chordata, Actinopteri, Perciformes, Sebastidae. Gene Ontology annotation, molecular function: prostaglandin-endoperoxide synthase activity; peroxidase activity; oxidoreductase activity, acting on single donors with incorporation of molecular oxygen, incorporation of two atoms of oxygen. Gene Ontology annotation, cellular component: cytoplasm; neuron projection. Gene Ontology annotation, biological process: cyclooxygenase pathway; response to oxidative stress. The transcript has 10 exons. The record is from RefSeq and is a predicted model, not a curated record.